GACACCGGUCCUACCCGUUUAUCUGUGAUGGCCGCCGCGCUGCAGAGAAGAUCGUUUACGAUUUUUAUUUAAGAAAAAAAAUGGUAAAGAACUCGAAAUAAUAACGUCAAAAAAAUUCGGCAAUAUCAAGAAAACAGGAUUCUUCGAAACUCCAACAAGUAUUCUCUUUCAGUGUGAAAUCGGUCAUUCGCUUUAAACCAUUUUGCACUAGUCAUUGCUGCUGACUCCAUAUAUAAGUCUCGCCAUUUUAAUCAUUUACAUACCCUCUCGCAAAUCUGGAAUCUGAUCUAGAAACAAUCAUCCUGGAACCCGGGAACAAUCGGGUAAAAUACGGGAUACCAAGUUGGAAAAUGAAUCACUCAAAAUCCGAUUCUUGUUUAUUAGAAAAUAAUGGAUCAGCAGAAAACGGAGGUGUUCUUAGAUUGAAUCGAAAUGAUGUACCUCGGAACGAGUGUCCAAGAAAUCGUGCAUCUUGGUUCUCAUUACUUAGUUUAUGGUGGUUGAAUGAUUUAUUUAAAAAGAGAAAAAAGAAGGCUCUACAAAUAAAAGAUAUAUACGAGGUUUUACCUUAUCAUUCUAGUCGAUAUUUACAUCAGAAGGUGAAAGGUCGUGUUAACGAAUAUGCUGUUAAGCAUGGCCGAUUUGCAUUUCUUCUUCGGUGUUUACUCUUAUUCCGGAGUAAUGUUCUCUUCCUUACAUGCAUGCUGUUUUCAUACGAGGUCACUAGAAUCAUCAUACCUAUCUUGUUGGGCAAGUUGCUCUCUUACUUCGAAGAUAAAGACAACCUUGAACAAUUUAAAGCUAUGGGAGUAACGGUUGGAUUUGCCGCCGCAAACUUGAUAUUCGUUACGUGUUCAACGUUUAUGUGGCAGGAGGCUAACGUUAUCGGAAUGCGUUUUCGCGUCGCCUUCACAGGCCUAAUCUACGAAAAGAUAUUGAAAUUAGGAAUUGAAAAACAGAGGGAUAUUACAUCAGGAAAAAUAAUAACUCUACUUUCGUCUGAUCUUGAAAAAUUUAAUGGUUAUGGUAUUGGUUAUAUCCCAUAUUGCAUUUUAGGUCCUUUAUCUUGUACUGUUGUUACAAUAAUUAUUGCCCAAGAUAUUGGAGUUUUCGCUGCCCUCUCUGUUCCUGCUGCUGGUAUGCUACUUCUAAUUCUGCCAGCUAUAGCUUCAACAUUUGAAGGAAAAUUGUGGAAAAAGACUGUACCCCUCACUGAUGCUCGAGUACAAUUAAUGAAUGAAAUUGUUACCGGAAUGAAAUUGAUCAAAAUGUAUGUUUGGGAGAAGCCAUUUAUGAAACUCAUUAAACAGAAACGUGGGGCUGAAAUGUUGAUGAAAAUGAAGGGAUAUCUGUUGAGAAGUUUUUCAAGAAGCUUUAGUCUCGUUGUGGUUAAGUGCAUGAUUUUAUCGGCUUUUUCAGUUGCUGUAUUAACGAGCUACUACGGGAAUUUAACUGUGGCCAUUCUUUUUAAAACCAUUGGUUUAAUCAAUGUGAUGCUUUGGGCUUUCGUUUCUAACACGACAAUAUCUGUAUUUUACAUUAACCAAUUGAUCCAGUGUAUUGGUCGCCUUCAGGCUUUUCUUAGAGAGGAUGAUGGUACUCUUAUUCAAGAACUUUCUAAUAGUGAAGCUGAUAAUAGCAAUAAAAGAAUCGAAGUUGCGGGAUUAAACGCAUUCUGGAUAAAGAGUGGAAAGUCGAACCACUCAAGCGAAAGUAACGGAGACAAGGAGACAGCUCCGUUAACUGCCUCCGCUGUCCCGCCAGGCGAUAAGCGUCAUGUUGCUUUGGAAAAUAUUUCAUUAGAUUUACUUGAUGGGCAAUUAGCCGGUGUUUGUGGUCGAAUCGGAUCUGGAAAAUCUACAUUAUUACAUGUUCUCCUGAGAGAAACUUCAUUUACAGCAAGAAUCUUUAGAACUCGAGGAACUAUCAGUUACGCUCCACAGGAAGCCUGGAUAUUUAACGAUUCUGUUCGAGAAAACAUUCUUUUUGGUGCAAAAUAUGACGAUAGGAAAUUUUGGAAAAUUGUACGAGUGUGUGCUUUAGAACAAGAUCUUGAGGAAAUGGCUAAUGGAGAAUGGACUCUUGUUGGUGAACGAGGUCUUAUGAUGAGUGGUGGGCAAAAAGCACGUAUUAAUUUAGCACGAGCACUGUAUAGAGAGGCCGACAUAUAUUUGUUAGAUGACCCUCUUAGUGCUGUGGACACAAAAGUCGGAAGACAUAUUUAUAACGAAUGUAUUAAAAAAUACCUUGACGAUAAAACUGUAGUAUUGGUAACUCAUCAAAGACAUUACUUGGAAAAUGUUGAUACUAUGCUUGUUCUUGAUAAUGGUCGAAUUACAUUUCAUGGAAAAUAUGAUAAACAAGUAGAAAGUUAUAUCGAAAAACCUGAACGAAAAGAAACAAUCCGUCCAGAUGAUAACGAUGUGGUCCUUCAAACUGAGGAAGAAAAAGAAGGUGGUAGUGUUAGCUGGAGAAUUUAUUAUCAAUAUAUUACGCACGGAUCGAGGAUACAAUUCGUUUUGGUCUACUUAUGCUUUGGUAUUGCUUUAUGGCUUCACAUUUAUACCGAUUGGAUUCUUGGAAGUUAUACGAAAACGUUAAAGGACAGAUCUGAAUCGAAUUUCGACUAUUCAGAUCACCAGGUCAUAAAGAAAGUUGGACUCUUCAUCUUAUUGAUAUUCUUCUUGGAUUUCGUUCGAAAUUUGCUAGGCAACUUAUUUAUUGUAAGGGCUUCUCAAAAUCUACAUAAUAAGAUGUUUGAAAAAGUAAUGCAAGCUCCCAUGAGAUUCUUUGAUGUUAAUCCAGCUGGUCGAGUCCUAAAUCGUUUCUCAAGAGAUUUGGCAUUUGUUGAUGAUGACAUGGCUAAUCAGCUACCAGCAUUUGUUAUGUGUGUCGGUGGAUCUUUGGCUGCUGUUGUUAUACCAAUUUUCACUGUCGUCUGGUCAAUCAUAGCUAUAGUGCCACUUGUGGCUCUACUUAUAUACUUUCUCCUCAGAGCAAAUCCAGUAAUAAGGGAUAUGAAGAGGUUAGAAGCGACUGCAAGGAGUCCAAUUUACACCCAUAUAUCUGAUACAAUAUCGGGCUUGUUAUCCAUUCGAGCGUUUAAAGAGCAAGACACUUUUAUGGGGAAAUUACAUGAUUUCUCAGAUAAUCAUACCAGGGCUUGGUAUUUAUAUAUUAACAGUCAAUUAUGGUUGGGAUUAAGACUAAACUGGCUUAUGGCAAUAUUUAUUAGCGUUGUUGCAAUUAUUAGCGUUCCAAUGUCUAAGUAUAUCGAUAUAUCUCUAAUUGGUGUAACUCUCAUGCACUCAUGCGCCAAUUUGGAUAAUUUUGAAUAUACAUUUAGGAGCGCUAAUGCUAUAGAAGUUAUUAUGACCUCAGUUGAACGUAUUUUACAUUAUACAAAACUGGAAACGGAAGGCAAAAAGACUUUAAUGGGUAAAUUAGAUAAAGAAAUAGAGAACGAGUGGCCAAAAGAUGGAUCUCUUGAAUUUAAAGACGUUUCUCUAAAAUAUAUCAAUAACGAGGAUUGUCCGAACGCGUUAAGUGACCUUAAUUUUGUAAUCCCACAUUCUCAAAAGGUUGGUGUUGUCGGAAGGACAGGAGCAGGGAAAAGCUCGCUAUUAUCUGCUCUUUUCCGUUUGGCAGAACCUAAUGGAUCAAUUCUUAUUGAUGGAGUUGAUAUCACAACGCUUCCUUUGCCACUUGCUCGUUUUCAGCUAUCUGUCAUACCUCAAGAUCCAUUUAUAUUCGCUGGAACAGUCCGAAGAAAUGUCGAUCCUUUAAAUAUGCACGAUGAUGACGAGCUGUGGGAUGUUCUUAGUAAAGUUCAAUUAAGACCUAAAGUAGAAGGAAUGGAAGGAUUUCUUGAGGCUCGUAUUACGGAAAGUGGUGGAAAUUUAAGUGUCGGAGAGCGACAGUUAAUUUGUUUGGCUCGUGCUCUAUUGAAAAAGUCUAAAAUUCUUGUACUGGAUGAGGCCACAGCAAACGUGGACGAUGAAACUGAUGCUAUCAUUCAAAAAGUUAUUCGCAAGCAUUUUGCUCACUCUACUCUUAUAACAAUUGCUCAUCGAUUAAACACAAUAAUGGACUAUGAUAAGAUCUUUGUUCUCGACUCUGGAAAGAUCGUCGAAAUGGGUGCACCUAGUGAUCUUUUACGAACGGAUGGCGUUUUUAAGCAAUUAGCCUCCAAAAUGCAUAGUUCAAAAUUGCAAACGGUACUCUGA
Molecule: messenger RNA, 4226 nt
Organism: Dimorphilus gyrociliatus
Lineage: Eukaryota; Metazoa; Annelida; Polychaeta; Dinophilidae
Source: the annotation of a GenBank genome assembly